This is a messenger RNA of Thunnus maccoyii (southern bluefin tuna), 1598 nucleotides long. It is a transcript of the gene trmt13, whose product is annotated as tRNA methyltransferase 13 homolog. NCBI's taxonomy places the organism in Eukaryota, Metazoa, Chordata, Actinopteri, Scombriformes, Scombridae. The record is from RefSeq and is a predicted model, not a curated record. The transcript is spliced from 11 exons. The coding region runs from base 47 to 1429 and encodes 460 amino acids. Gene Ontology annotation, biological process: tRNA methylation.
GCCCCGGCCUGUGAGCACCUGAACGCAGCACGGCAGGUCAGCCAACAUGGCGGCGCCCCUUCCCGGCAUGUUGCCCGGCAGAUGCGCCUUCUUCGUGGAGAAAAAGAAACGUUUCUGUAAAAUGAUCGUCGGAAAGGGGAAAACUUUCUGCGGAGAACACGCGACCAUGGAGGAAGGAAGCAGCAGCAGCAGGAGGAUCGUCUGUCCGCUCGACCCCAAACACACUGUGGAUGAAGACAAACUGGACAAACACCUGAAGAAAUGUAACUCCAGACAGAAACCAAAACCUGCUUAUUAUGUCGAAAACAUAAAUGCAGGAUCAGCUGAUGGAGACGAGACGCUCCAACAGGUGUGUCUAUGUGAGCGCAGCAGGACACAGUUACAGUCUCUGGUGGACAAAUUGAAGACUGCAGCGACAGGACUGCAGUGUGAUGUGGAGGACAGCGUCCUGUCUCACCCCGCCCUCCAGGAGGAACUCAACAACCCAAAGAACGGAGACUCCGCCCUAAAACACCUGAAGCAGCAGUCCUCUAUCUUAGGUCACCUGGAGGCGCUGGGGCUGCUGGGAAGGGGGCGGAGCUUUGUGGAGUUCGGAGCAGGUCGAGGGAAACUGUCUCACUGGAUCCACGAGGCCCUGAAGACCUCCGAGCACCUGAACACCUGCGACGACUUGCUGCUGCUGCUGGUGGAGCGCUGCAGCACUCGCUUCAAGGUGGACGGGAAACAUCAGGAUGCUGGAGUUGAGUUUGAGAGGCUGCAGGUCGACAUUCAACAUCUGGAUUUAAGUAAAGUUCCUCAGAUCAAACACAAGAAGCUGCCGCUGGUCGGAGUUGGGAAGCAUCUAUGUGGAGCAGCGACAGAUCUCGCUCUGCGCUGUUUGUUAGAAACACCAGAACCCAGAGAGACUGAACCGCCUCCCAAACGCCUCAAACCCUCAGAAGAGCAUUCAGGUCUGGAUCCCGGUCCGGUUCAGGGUCCUGGUCCGGUUCAGGGCGUGGCGGUGGCUCUCUGCUGUCACCACCGCUGUGAGUGGCGUCACUACGUGGGUCAGCAGUUCUUCCUGCAGCGAGGACUCGGAGCUGCAGAGUUCUCGGCUUUCUGUCGGAUGUCCAGCUGGGCAACAUGUGGCCUCAGACCGACCAAUCAGGACCGUCCGCCCGGGGAUCCGACCAAUCAGAGGGGAGACGACGAAGAGCACGAACCAACAGAGGAGACGGACGCAGUGAACGGGUUUCUGUCAGCAGACGAACGUCAGCAGGUCGGUCGUCUCUGUAAACUUCUGAUCGACUGCGGCAGACUUCACUUCCUGCAGAAUAAAGGAUUCAACGGCAAACUGACGCGCUACAUCAGCAGUGACAUCACUCUGGAGAACAUCCUGCUGAUCGCCGUCCCCGCCCCCGCCUCUGCCUCCACAUCUGUCUCCUCCUGAAGGACAGACUGCAGAUCUUCACUGUCUCCACAGACGAAACAGAAAUCAAACUGCUUUUGUUUUUAAGUAAAAGUCUUUUUAUUUGGUUCAUUUAAGAUGAAAAUCAUCAGACUGAUGUUAAAAUGUUGUGUAAAGUUUGUAUUAAAGCAUCUUCAGUUUCUUAUCUAAA